CUCGAUAGUGACUGCGCCACCUAUAGUUAACAAAUAGAAACUAAACUUAACUUAGAUAAGAACCAUUAAGAAUAUUCAUCCGCUAGGUGUCAACCGCUGACCUAGUUCCCUCGCCUAGUAAAAAUAGCGGUCGACAAUAGCUCAAACACUAUUUAUAGUGCGUAUCUAAAAAAAUCUUAAAUCACACACUGUUAUCUCGGUUGUUUUUUUUUAAACAUCACUCGAAUACCGUCCGUGUGUCAGUCACGUCGUGGUCCGUAACGCGCAACUCACAAAACCUACCUAUACAACAUAAGUGCCACCGUAAUCGAUAAAACCUCGCGUUACAGACAAUCAGUUGUUUUUUCGUGAAUACCAGUGCCCUUUUAGUUGCCGCUAGAGAUUUUAGUUUAGUAAACAAGGGAACAUGUUAUAUUAGUGUUUUAAAGUGUUAGAUACAAUGGAAAGUGUUAAAAGGUACAUAAGGAGUGAGUCUGCGAGUUGCGCUCAUAUGGUUGAAGAAAGCACUGCGAAUAAUAGGAAGACGGCUGACCCACACGAGAAGCUGAAGGCGCUGCUGAACUCCCCCGAAGAUGACACGGACGACACCCUGCCUCCGUCAGACGCCCCCAAGUUCGGGACCGUCAUACACAAUAGAAUCUUCGUGGGAGGGUUCUCUCUGACCACGACUGACGAGGACCUGUGGAAGUUCUUCUCAGGUUUCGCGACCGUCACAGCCGCCAGGGUGAUCUACGACCGUGCUGGUGUCUCCAAGUGUUAUGGUUUCGUCACAUUCGCCAGCCCCAGAGUCGCGAGGCUGAUCGUCAAACAGCUAGCACAUCUGAAUGACAUAUGA
This is a messenger RNA of Spodoptera littoralis (African cotton leafworm), 835 nucleotides long. The record is from the annotation of a GenBank genome assembly. NCBI's taxonomy places the organism in Eukaryota, Metazoa, Arthropoda, Insecta, Lepidoptera, Noctuidae.